ACCUCUCGGACUAGCCGGUUGGUGCUUCUGGGGCAUGUAGGUCACUUUCGUCGCGUUUUCGUCAAUAUUUUACUCCUCCAGCCACCUUAUGUUCUUGUAACACCGAGUGCCUGACAGCCUUGUCUGUGUGUAGUGAGAAACCCAGCGACCCGUUCUAAUCAAAACCGCAACGCCAAGCACCGCAGACUCAAGUCCACGUCAACGGAAGUGACAUAUGUUUACACCACAGCUUCCCGCUAAGCCUAAGACAAAUUCGAUCAACUGGCCAAAUGUAAAAGUGUGUAUCGAUCACUUCGAGGCAAAUGAAUGACACCGUAUGUUGCGGGCAGCGAACGGAGCAGCGCAGCAGCCCAAAGACACCCUGUAGAUCUUGCGAAAUGAGCACCUGACAAGUUUCGAGAUGAGCAAACGCAUGUUACAGCAGCGGUACCCCAAAGGCAAAACAGUUGCCCAACCGGCUCCAGCACAACCUCCUGAGGGAGUGAUGCCGCAGUGGCAGGGAAGCACGGCGGCUUUUCAGGCAACCGCAGUCCCUGGCGGCCCCGGCGCUUUUCCCGACACUCAACCUCAGCUGCAGCAACAGGAGAACAGUCAGAGUGGUUGGGACGCCACGGCCUACGGCGCUAGGCCUGCAGUCUCGAAUGCUGGAGGGGUUGAGACAGACUGGGCAUGGGGAACUCCCAUCAACGUCCAGGACCCCGCCAGCGUGGCUGCGCCGGCACACCCCUGGAGCUGGGGCGGAGGAGAGGCGACAGCCCCGACCCCUUCGUGGCCCCAGCAGCCGGCCACCGACGGCUAUCCCUCCGGCGACUACAGCUCCGGAAACUACGCCCCUCAAGGCUACCCUUCUGAUGGCUACACCCUCGAGAGCUACCCUUCCGGAACGUACCCUCCCGAAACCUGCCCUCCCGGGGGCUACCCCUCUGGGAACUACUCUGCCGGCGGCUACAACCCCGAGAGCUACACCACCGGGGACUACCAGUCGGGAGACUACGCCUCGAUGGCGCCAGCAAGUGCUGCCCAGUUUUCCGCCGCCGCCGCAGUGGCCCCCCAGUCCUUUGCACCCCCGGAUCAGGCCCCGCAAGAAGGCUGGAUGGCACCACAGUGGAAUGACCCUCAGUGGGGUGCUGGUGUUGUGGACCCCGCGGCGCAAGGGAGCCUGCAGGCACAGCCUUGGGUCACACAGCAGUGGGAUGCCACAACUCUGCAGCAAGACCAACAGUGGUCCAGAGCACCGGACGAACAAUGGCAGGACGGCACAAUGCAGCAGUCGUCGCAGGAGCAGUUCGACGCCACUCACGCUCCUUCGAGUUACGCAAGCUCGGCAGAAGUCAUUCCGGAAGGAGAGGCUGGCCACGGAGAUGUUGGAGUGCCCCCUGAGCAGCGGACCUUUGCACCCGUGGAACUGCCCUCACUAGUCUCUUCACCCGGCGAGGCAGGGACGCCGGCAGACCGGGGUCUCCCCACAGGAAUGGACGCUUCUGAGAGGGGUGGAGAAGAUUCGACCCGGGAGGAGCGGGCGGCGGACGGAGGCACCGUGUCCGUGUUUUUCCGAGACUCGGACGACGCGGUCGCGUGCCCCGAGAGCGGAGCGGUUCCGGGUUCGGACUGUGCGGACCACUCGCAGUCGGAGCUGCACCAUGAGCACCUGCAAGCAGACGGCGACUACGACCGCCUGCAAAUGGAAGGCCACUGCGAAGCGUCGGCUGGCUCGCAGGCAUCCCUUUCCGUCGAAGAACCGGUGAAUCAAGAAGUGCCUGAACCUGUGCCUGUGCUUAGUCAGCAGGAGCAUGGCCUUGCCUCGGCGCAGGCUUCCCAGGAGGUGGGGUUUGAGGUGGCCCACCGGGAAGGGGCAGAGCUUGCCCAGAGCCCCUCUGCGGCCAAGAAGGCGGUGAUCAAGGCCAGGCAGGGCAGCCCCUUCAGGCCCCCCGUUGCCAGGCAGGGCUCGGAGAAAGAUUACCUACGGGUUAUCUACCAAUUGUUAUGGUAUUUUUGGCAUGCGCUGCUGCAGCAGAACGCGGCACAGCUCCAUCUGCCCCCUCCGGCGCGACUGACCGAGGACGCGGAGUCAGCGCCCGAGAACCUGGAGCUCCCGCCGGACGCCGAAGAGAAGCACGCGUCGCUGCGGCACCCCAAGCACAGGACGGCGCCCCUUCCGCCCCUGGACGGGGCCCCGGGGGCGGCCCUGGGACCGGCCCUCACCCUGCUGGACGCCCCCGAGAUGCCCCGCCUGGUGACGCUGGCCCCCGCAGCCCCGCCCGCCGAACGGCCGCCUUCCGGCGCGUCCAACUCGGGUGUUCAGACGUGUCCAGAGCCCGCGGAAAGCUUGAGGGCCCCACUGGAGGGGGAGGGCUCCCCGGCCCCACCAGCGGAGAGGGUCCGUCCCCAGGGGCAGAGGGAGGCCUCGGUGCCCAUGACCCGUCAGAGCCCCCUCGGAGGAGAGGAGGGGGACGGGCGGCAGCCAGCCCCACCGCCACCUCAGGACAGGCCGCAGGCCCAUGCAGCACUCGCCGCUAGCCCUCCGCUGGUCGACUCCGCCCUGCCCGAGAGGACAGAGCCCUCUGGAAGCACCGACAGAGACGCUCAGGUUAUCCCCAUGGUCACAGCAUCAUCUCAGAGCCUGACCUCUGGCAUCCGACCGAACGCAACCUCGACCCCCACGAUCCGUGCGGACCCCUCGACCUCUAUGCCUUCUCGCAGUCAUCCGGACGACCUCUCCCGUCAUGAGGAGCCGAGGAGGGCUAUGGACAGCGCUAGGGAACCUCGGGACGGUAUGGAGACGAGGGACGCUCUGGACGGCAGGGAGGCCAGCGAAGUCAGGGAUGUUAGGGAAGUUAGGGACAUUCGAGAAGUCAUGGACAUUCGAGAAAGCCGGGAUGGCAGGGAACCUAGGGAUGCUCUGGACGGCAGGGAAGCCAGCGAAGUCCGGGACGUCAGGGAUGUUAGGGACAUUAGAGAAGUUAGAGACCUGAGGGAAGCGAGGGACGUCAGAGGUGGCAGGGAAGCUAGGGAAAGUAGGGACGGCAGGGAUGCUCGAGAUACCGGGAGGGACGAGGGGAAGGAAGACCGCACCGAUAACUGGAGGAGAGAAGAGAGGAAGAAAGAAUGGAGGGAUUCGAGGGAUGAGCGCAGCCUGAGUGAAAGGGAUGAUUCUGACGAUGACCGAAGGAGAGGCGGAUGGGACAGGAAGGGUGCACGUAGAGACGAUCGUUGGGACGAUCGGAGGGACGACCGUAGGAGCGAUCGUAGGGACGAUCGUCGAGAUGACCACAGGGACGAUCGUAGGGACGACAGGAGAGACGAAAGAACAGGCCUUGACAGGAGGGAUGACAGAAGAGACAACCGGAGGGACGACAGAAGAGGCGACGAGAGACGCUACGACAGCCGAGACGGUCGACGGGACCCUCGGAACGACAUGUGGAAAAGUGAGGGGUCGGACCGCAAAUCUGACCGUCAUUGGGACUCUAGCAGUAGGCAGCGGGGCGACUACCGGUACGAAGACCGGUAUGAAGAUCGCUACGGAGACCGGCACGGCGACCGCGGCCGUCCCUCGAGCCGGUCAUCGGUCGACGGCUAUGCUGAAACGUCGGACUUGCGCCGGGGCGACCGUAGGCGCCACCUGAAGGACGGUGGCGCAGAGCGGGUGCCGUCGCGCCACAGCGAGUCGGACGGUUCUUCCCCAGAAUCGAGGAAGGGCAGGCUCCGGCGCCACCGGGACCGCGAGAACGAGUUUGGGGCGGCAUACUACGCCGCUCAGCAGAAGGGUUACGGGACCGAUCCAUACGACUACAGCGCAUAUCGACGAGACUACUACAACUACUACCAGUAUGGCUAUGCGCCUCGUUCGGGCUAUGGCUAUGGCUAUUACGACGAGCUGUAUAGGACAAAUCCUGCCUACAAGCAGCAGGUGGACGAGCGCUACCGGGAGUACUACGCCCGGCUGGGCUACGACCCGGCUUACCUGGACCGGCUGAGUGUGCACUCUGGCCGGAGCUCGGCCAACGAAGACUCACGCAGGGACGAGAGCUUCUGCAGCAACACGGAGGACGACUGCGACCCCUCCAUCCUGGACGGAUACACGGAGUCCACACGGCUCCACGAAGUGUCUGGCGAAAGGGUGGCCCGUGCGCAGGAGAUGAAGAAGUUCUCGCGGCCACACCCCCUGGCCCGCUUCUCCGGGGCCAACGGCCUCCUCAAGCUCAUUCCAUCCACCAGCACCUCCUUGCCACCCCCCUUGGAGCUGCACGAUCUCAGGCACAUUCUUCAGAAGGAUCCUCAGUUCAAGGAACUUCAAGCAUUUCCUGGACCCCUCAUAAGGACCGAGACUCACAAGAACGACGUGAUCCAGUUCUGCACACAGAAGAUCCAGUCAUUUGCGGACAACCCCAGUCUCCCGGACAGGUCGUCGCACAUCUUGCUCUGGGAGCUCCUCAUCCUCAUGCUUCGUCAGAACGGGUUUGUCUCUGGGUCGGACAUCUCGGAGCUCCUGCUCCGUGGACACGAGAUCCUGGAGCAGUCUUCCCUUGGGGCCCAUCGCCCCGGGGUCGGCGGGGACGGAGCACCCAAAGUCGCCGGCAGUCCCCCAACAGAGGAGGCGGAAGAGAGCAGUCCGUCGCCGGACGAAGGCAUCGUGGUGGCGCAAGACCGGACGGUCCUCGGCACCGGGGGCACCCAAGUGCUCGCCAAGUUCAGGGAGUUCCUCCUCUUUGGCCACAAAAAGGAUGCCCUGGACUGGGCGGUGAAGCAGUCUCUGUGGGGCCAUGCCCUGUCCCUGGCGUCGAAGAUGGACGCCCGUACUUACGCCAGCAUCAUGACCCGCUUCACCAACUCCCUGGCGGUCAACGACCCCCUCCAGACCCUCUACCAGCACAUGUCGGGCAGGCAGCCGGCUGCAGUCACUUGCAUCGCCGACGAGAAGUGGGGCGACUGGCGGCCACACCUGGCCAUGAUCCUGUCGAACCCGUCCUCGCGGCCGGAGGUGGAUGCCCGCAGCAUCACCACUCUGGGAGACGUCCUGGCAAGCAAGGGGUGUCUGUCUGCCUCCCACUUCUGCUACCUCAUGGCCCAAGUGGAGUUUGGCUCCUUUGCCUGCAAGUCGAGCAAGAUGGUGCUUCUUGGAUCCAGUCACAUGUUGCCUUUCGAAGAGUUUGCAUCCAACGAAGCCAUUCAGUGUACUGAGAUCUACGAGUAUUCCCAGUCGCUGGCCAACGCUGGCUACAUGUUGCCUCACCUACAGGUGUACAAAUUCCAUCAUGCAACCAGAUUGGCAGAAUAUGGCUUCGUCCAGGAGGCCCUGCACUACUGUGAAGUGGUGGCGGCGGCGAUGGCAAAGGACCCCCCGUGCCUGCCUCUAGGGGUGGCCUCACGGGCCUACCAGCUGGCCCUGCGGCUCAAGUACCAUGACCCCCACUUCAGCCAGGGGCAGGGGGAGCUCGAGGAGCUAGGUGACCCCCCGUGGCUGUCUGCCUUUGCCCUGCUGCUCCAGGCUUGCGGGGAUGGACAGGCCUUCCCUGGACAGGCUGGGUAUGUUGGCUACGAGGCACCGCUGCAUGAAGAGCCGAUCGCAGAGACGGCUCACUACCAGGAGGACAACUCCAGUGCCUCAGGUGCCUACGGGGCAGCCUACCAGGGUUACGACACCUCGGCUGCACAGGCAAACUACAGCUCCUACCAGGACCCGCCCGCCUACGCCGAGAACACAAAUGCGACAGACACCACCGCUGACCAGUAUGCCUUGUCCCAGCGUCAGCAGCAGCAGCAGACGACAUUUAGCACGCAGGGCGCACCGCCCACGUCCAGCUGGAAUUUGGGAGGCAUGCCCCAGGUUGGGACAGACUAUGGCUACGGGAGUGGCGGCACGGCCUCCGGCGUGCACCAGCAGCCCCUGAUGAACGGAACGGCGUCGCAGUUUGCCGAAGCGCCCGGCUCGCCCGCGUCUGCAACGGGCACCACUUCCUUCGACUACUACCAAGCCAGCAUGCACUCCGAGGCCCAGCAGCAGGCACGGCGGACAUCGCGAGAACGGCUCAGCAGCAUCAGCAGUGCCGCCGACCCCCGGGAUUCCCGGCGCGACAGUGUCGACAGCAGUGGGUUCAUGGGACGUCCCAGGGUGCCCUCGGGGCCCAGGGGCUCCCUCCAGACCGAGACCUCGGGCUCAGACUCCGAGAGAACACGGAGCGCUGGCAACAAGCCUAAGCCCCCGGUGGCUGGGAAAAGCUGGCUAGGGGGAAUCUUUGGGAAGCUGCUUCCCAAAGCGUCGAAUCAGAUGAUUCUCCCAGAUGAUAAGGACCCAGAUAUUGUGUGGGACGACCAGAAGAAGUGCUGGGUGGACAAAAACGCUGGUCCGGGCGAAGCGGAGAACAAGAUGAUGGCGCCACCGUCCGACGAUGCCUUGGGGGGGAAAGCAGCCCCGAUGGUCGGCAAGCCUGGCCAGAACCGGUUCCAGAUGAACAAGCAGCGCGUUUUCAGGAACAAUUAUGUGGACAUCCUGAACCCUGGGGGAGGAGCGAAGACGACCAAGGAGGCGACGUUCCCGGCUCCCGUGGCCCCUGCGUUGCCUGAAUCGGCGGUGGGCCAGGGCCCUCCCCCGCAGUUCUUCAUACCUCAACCACCCUCCGACGGAGACGGCACCACUUCGCAGGGCUUUGAUUUCGUUUCGCCGGCAGCGCCCAGCUUGUCGGACAAUAGCCUGGGGCCCCCGGCCCCCCCUCCCGAGAGCAACGCACCCUACGGAUCAGCGAAGCAGCCCGUAUCGACCCCGAUGAUGUUCGACCCGGCUGAGUUUGCCUCUCGGUCGUCGGACAGCGGCACAGGCCACCAUGUCGGAGGCCUGGGACGGAGAAAAGCCUAUCCAGCGUAGCCUUUCGCCUUCAUUUUCAACCACUCGAUAGUUCUUUCUUUUAUUUUUUUACUCCCUCGAAAACUUCUGUUAUAUGAAGUUGCAUGAAGUUUCGUAAUUUUUGUCUAUGUGUGCAAUUUUUUGUUCCUUUUUUUUUCCCUUUUAUAGCAUGUUGAUUGCGUUUACGUAAACUUCUCCGCGAAGGUUUAUAGAGAAACAAAUUUUAUUUUUGGUAUUGUGACGACUGUUUUAGUGGCGUCAAAAAGAAUAGGGUGCAGAAUGAAAAAAAAAACGAAAUUAUCCUGGCAAUUCAGGUGAGCUGUGUCGUUAUGGCUUUGUUUUUUUGUUGUUUUUUUUCAUCAAAGAUUGCAGCACUGGAUUAAGGUGGACUGAGGACAUCUUGCACAGGAAAAGCGAUUUAGGACUGCGUCUUUCAUUUUGCUCUAGAGUUGCAAGCUCAAAUAGAGGUGUCAAGGUGAAGCAUGUUUAGGGUGUAGGGCUCCCUUUUUCUUCCUAGGUGGGGCUUUCUCCUUGUUCUGUAUAUUUCUGCGAGAGAAGGCAGAUGUACACACUUUAGGAGUAUUCCAAUUUCUGCGACCGGUUUACCGUUAGGUUCGGCGAGUCAUAAUUGCGGCGUCUGCAAACAGUCGUCGAGCCUGCAAGUGCUUUGUGCUUGUCUUUCACAACCAGUGGGGGUCAAGUUGCUGUAUAGACGGUGCACUGUGAGGCUGGGCAAGCUUUUUCGGACUGGAUGCGGGGUGAAGUGUGUAUGAAGAGAGCACAAUUGAAUAAAAAAAGAUGUUGCUAUUCGA
Molecule: messenger RNA, 7650 nt
Organism: Ixodes scapularis (black-legged tick)
Lineage: Eukaryota; Metazoa; Arthropoda; Arachnida; Ixodida; Ixodidae
Gene: Sec16
Exons: 38
Coding region: 401-6859 (2152 amino acids)
Biological process (GO): COPII vesicle coat assembly; Golgi organization; autophagy
Cellular component (GO): ER to Golgi transport vesicle membrane; endoplasmic reticulum exit site
Source: RefSeq, a predicted model, not a curated record